Gastrolobium bilobum is the source of this 627-nucleotide messenger RNA. Its product is annotated as zinc finger BED domain-containing protein RICESLEEPER 2-like. The transcript is spliced from 2 exons. Lineage: Eukaryota; Viridiplantae; Streptophyta; Magnoliopsida; Fabales; Fabaceae. Gene Ontology annotation, molecular function: DNA binding. The record is from RefSeq and is a predicted model, not a curated record. Bases 1 to 627 code for a protein of 208 amino acids.
AUGUAUAGGAUUGUUCAAGAAGGAGUAAAAGUUGCAAAUGAUGCCUUGUCUCAGAUUAGAGAGAGUGUUCAAUAUAUAAAAGGCUCAGAAUCAAGAAUGAUCAAAUUUAAGGAGUGCAUUGAACAAGUUGGUGGUGCGAAAACUGUAACUGCAUUGAUAGCAGAUGUACCCACUAGAUGGAAUUCCACUUAUGAAAUGCUUAAUCGUGCUCUCAAAUUCAGGCGUGAGUUGGAAAUUCUCCAAUUGAGUGAUAGAAAUUACAAGUAUUAUCCUUUAGAAGAAGAGUGGAAUAGGUUGGAAAUUCUUUGUCGGUUCUUACAACCAUUUUGUGAUAUCACUAAUUUGAUGUCUGGCACUUCUUAUCUUACUUCUAACUUGUACUUUCUACAAGUUUGGAAAAUUCAGCGUGUUCUCAUUCAUAUGAGUAAUGAUGAAGAUGUGGUUGUAAGCAACAUGGCUAAUAAGAUGAUGGAUAAGUUUCAAAAAUAUUGGGAAGAGUAUAGUGAUGUGCUUUCAGUAAGAGCUGUUCUUGAUCCUCGGAUUAAGUUUACUACAUUAUCUUUUUGUCAUAAAAAGAUUGAUGCUUACACACAUGAUGACAAGAUGGAAAAUAUAAAGUCAAGAUAA